This is a messenger RNA of Aspergillus calidoustus, 1452 nucleotides long. NCBI's taxonomy places the organism in Eukaryota, Fungi, Ascomycota, Eurotiomycetes, Eurotiales, Aspergillaceae. The record is from the annotation of a GenBank genome assembly.
AUGGCUUCCGACGCUCCUUCUGGCGGCUCUCUUGCCGAUCGCGUCUCGAAACCGGAUGAAAUCAAACCCGCAGAGACUACAGAGCCUACCACGGAUGAUAGACAAACAGACGGUGCUGCUGGGCAGAUGGGCGGCUCGGAACUCCAUGAGCCGGAAUAUACAGUCGAGGUCAAGCUCAGUGAUCUCCAAGCCGACCCGAAUAACCCCCUCUUCUCCGUGAAGAACUUUGAAGAUCUUGGACUAGACCCCCGCAUCCUCCAGGGACUGUCCGCCAUGAACUUCCGCAAACCAUCCAAGAUCCAAGAGCGAGCUUUACCUCUGCUGAUGGGCAAUCCUGCAAAGAACCUAGUCGGUCAAUCCCAGUCAGGAACUGGAAAGACCGCUGCCUUCGUUCUGAACAUCCUCAGUCGCCUGGACCUUUCUACUGAACAGCUCCAAAAGACCCCGCAGGCCUUGAUUCUAGCUCCCACCCGAGAGCUGGCCCGUCAGAUUGUCGGCGUUAUCCAAGUCAUGGGACAGUUCCUUGAAGGGCUGGUCAUUGGGACCGCUGUUCCCGCCGAUUCAACCGCGCGCCCAAGCAGGCUAGAGUGCUCUGUUGUUGUCGGUACUCCUGGGACCGUCAUGGACAUGGUGAAGAAGCGUAUCAUGGUGGCGGCAAAGCUCAAGGUUCUGGUGUUGGAUGAAGCUGAUAACAUGCUGGACCAGCAAGGUCUGGGUGAUCAGUGCAUUCGAGUGAAAGCGCUGCUACCACGAGACAUCCAAGUUGUUCUUUUCUCCGCGACAUUUCCCACGCAUGUUCACCAAUAUGCCUCAAAAUUCGCCCCUUCGGCCAACGAGCUUACUCUGCAGCACGAGGAGUUGACCGUGGAGGGAAUCAAACAAUUGUACCUUGACUGUGCAAGCGAGGAGGAUAAGUACAGGACGCUUGUUCAGCUUUAUGGUCUUCUAACCGUCGGUUCUUCUAUCAUCUUCGUCAAGACCCGUGCCUCUGCGACAGAGAUUGAGAAACGCAUGGUCGCUGAGGGUCACACCGUUGCGUCCUUGACUGGUGGUAUCGAGGGCUCGCAGCGUGAUGCCAUCAUUGACCAAUUCCGUGCCGGCCAGGCCAAGGUCCUGAUUACCACCAACGUUCUCGCACGUGGUAUCGAUGUUUCUACAGUUUCCAUGGUCAUCAACUACGAUAUCCCCGAGCUUCACCAGCCAGCUGGCCGCGAACGACAGGCCGAUUUCCAAACAUACCUUCACCGUAUCGGUCGUACCGGGCGUUUUGGCCGUGUCGGUGUCUCCAUCUCCUUUGUUUCCAACCGGGAGGAAUGGAACAUGCUCAACCAAAUCCAGAAAUACUUCAACACAGAUAUCCAGAGGAUUGACACGAAGGACUGGGACGAGGUGGAGGACAUCAUUAAGAAGACAAUCAAGAGUUCCCGUUCCCAGGCAACCUUUGGGCGGUGA